AUGUUUACAAAAUUUAAAGAUAAUCUAAGAAAGAUAGAUAUUUUUGGAUAAUCAAUAACACUCAGCUUUCGUUAAGAAGAAUAAUACAGAACUAGUUUAGGAGGGAUGCUUUCUUUAUGCAUAAUUGCCACCAUUAUCAGUUUUUUUUACUCAAAUAUUAUUGACUUUUUUUAAAAAAACACAGUAUCAUCUGAAUCAGAACAGUAAUUUAAUGAAGAUCCAAGCACAAUUUAACUUUUACCAAAUAAUUUUAUGUUUGCUGUCCAGAUUGAUUAAGUCAAUUUUACAACUAACCCUUAUUUUAAUAUAACAGUGGAAUAGAGAGGGUAUAUCAGAGAUGAAAAUGGUACUUAGGUUAAGUUGCCUCCUCUUUAUGUAGAUUUAGUGCCUUGUACUCUUGAACAUUUCAAGCCCAUAUUUGAUUAAUACAAUACCUCUUUUGAAGAUUAGUUUAAGCAAUAUAAUUUAAACAAUUUCUUGUGUCCAAAUCUAAACCAUCCUUUGACAUCAAAUAUGACAGUUGGAGGGGCAUGGACAAGUAAGACAAUAAUAAUAUAAUAAUAGGUAGAGAAUUUUCAUUUUUAAAAUUUGUGGUUUCCUCAUGCAAAAGUAAUUCUGGGAAUAAUUUUUCUUGGAAACCACAAUGCAAGACUGAAGAGGAAAUGUAGAAAUACUUAAAAUCUUAUGGAAGCUUUAGAUUUUAGGUAUAUACAACUAACUAUGUAUAUUAAUCAAUAUUUAUAUUUAUAGUUAAUUAACCCUGAAUCCCCAAAGCAUUUUAUUCAACCUUACAUAUCCAUAGAAUAAUUUUAUUCUUUUGUUCCAAAUGCUAUGUUUGUUCAAUCAGAUAUUUUCCUUAGACCUAGGAAGGUCACAACGGAUGAUGGAAUACUAAUGUAUCCCCAAUAAACUACUUAAACAUAUAUAACAAGAGAUUAUAUGGAUAAUAGAGAGUAAUCAGCAAUUUCAGGUUUAACACCUGGAUAUUAUGGUGCUUUCUAUUUUGUAAGAAGUCCUUACUCUUAUGAUAUUAAAAGAAAUUUUAUGAGACUAGAUGAAUUAUUAAGUAAUUUAGGGGGAUUUUCAUAAUUUAUGAUAGCAGUAAUUGGUGUUUUGAUUAAAUUUUACAAUCGUGAACAUAUGGUUAUAGAAAUGGCAAAUGAUUUAUAUGAAUUUGAUCUUAAUAAAAAAAGAAAUAACACAAUAGAGGCACAUAAUGCUUUAUUAGCAUCUACUUAAAGAGGAAGAGAAGCUUUAAAAAGAUCAAUGCAUAAAAUAAAAGGGGAUUCUGCUAUAUAAAUAAAGAGUAUGUCAACAUUUCAUUAGAAACCUAUUAUGGGAUAGUUUUUAUCUCCUUAAAAUAUUGACAGACAGGAAAGCAUCAAAUUGAAAGAUGGCAUAAAUUCUCAUCGAUCAAGUAAAUUAAAGAGAGUUAGUUAAUUAAAGGUUCAAUGUUCUGCUAUUUUUGAAUAAUUCAAAUAAUUAAUGAUUACUAGUUAACAUAUUGGAAUAAGUUUGAAAUUGAUAUUGAGUUAAAUUAUACCCUUUUAAUGUAUUUAAACAGAUGAGUGUAUAGUAUUAUAGAAGGCUAUGUAAUUAUUAUUUAUUUAUUAAUAGAGCAUAAGUGAAUAAAGAAUUAGAUAUAUAAUAUAUUAUUAAGUAAUUACAUGAGAUGAUAAAAUUAAAGAGAGUACUUUUCAAUCCUGAAUAAAUUACAUUAUUUAAUUUUAGUCAUAGACCAACAAUAAGUUUGAUAAGAGAUAAAAGAAAUAGGAAAUCAACAGUGUAAUUAUUAUUAUUAUUAUUUUUAGAUUAAAAUAAAUUUUAGAUAAUCCAACUCAUGAAAUAGUUUUAUCCCAAUUAUUUACUGAUCUUGUUAAUUCUUAUUAAAAAUUAAUAGGAUUAGAUGAUUAAGUUAUGUCUGAAGAAUAGAUUAGAUUUAAUUAGAGAUUAAUAUCACUUUUGGGAUAAAAAUUACCUCAUUUAUUAGAAAAAGAAUUAGCUUAAGCAUCAGAAGAAGAAUCAAACGAUGAAGAACCAAAACCUGAAGAUAUAAUCAGUCGAUCCAGUUGA
Paramecium pentaurelia is the source of this 2073-nucleotide messenger RNA. The record is from the annotation of a GenBank genome assembly. Lineage: Eukaryota; Ciliophora; Oligohymenophorea; Peniculida; Parameciidae.